This is a messenger RNA of Bufo bufo (common toad), 383 nucleotides long. RefSeq names its product histone H2B type 2-F. The coding region runs from base 1 to 381 and encodes 126 amino acids. The transcript has a single exon. Gene Ontology annotation, cellular component: nucleosome. The record is from RefSeq and is a predicted model, not a curated record. Lineage: Eukaryota; Metazoa; Chordata; Amphibia; Anura; Bufonidae. Gene Ontology annotation, molecular function: protein heterodimerization activity; structural constituent of chromatin; DNA binding.
AUGCCCGAUCCAGCCAAGUCCGCCCCAGCGCCCAAGAAGGGCUCCAAGAAAGCCGUCACCAAGGUCCAGAAGAAGGACGGCAAGAAGCGGAGGAAGAGCAGGAAGGAGAGCUAUGCCAUCUACGUCUACAAGGUGCUGAAGCAGGUCCACCCCGACACCGGCAUCUCCUCCAAGGCCAUGGGCAUCAUGAACUCCUUCGUCAACGACAUCUUCGAGCGCAUCGCAGGGGAAGCCUCCCGCCUGGCUCACUACAACAAGCGCUCCACCAUCACCUCCCGGGAGAUCCAGACCGCCGUGCGCCUGCUGCUGCCCGGAGAGCUGGCCAAGCACGCCGUCUCCGAGGGCACCAAGGCCGUCACCAAGUACACCAGCGCCAAGUGAGC